Messenger RNA from Rodentolepis nana, 888 nucleotides. Lineage: Eukaryota; Metazoa; Platyhelminthes; Cestoda; Cyclophyllidea; Hymenolepididae. The record is from the annotation of a GenBank genome assembly.
AUGCCUGAUACGGAUGCCUUCAUGGAUCAACUUUCUUCUACCUCUUCAAGAAUAAACUACCGACAGGCAGCCAUACAAGGUUUUCAGAUUCUCUAUGCCCCUAAUGAUAAUCCCUAUGAAUCUUCUGGUUGGACUACGUACGAAGUUGGACCCUUCCAAAUGGCAAUAAUAUCCCACUUACAGAGCAAAUCUCCUUAUUUUAUUCGGGUGAAAUCAAAGGGUCCUGAUGGUCAGUAUGGUGAGUGGAGUAAUCCGCCUGCAAUUGCCAAAUCAACAAUGACAACUUGGGGAACAGACUACUCUGUUAGAGGACUGCUUUGCAUCCCAGGCCUCACUAGUGCAAAAAUAACUUGGCAACGGCCUCAAAAUACCAAGGGACUGAUGGCAUUUAAUAUUCGUGCUUCCGGUUCAAAGCAAUACGCUGACGAAGCAGGUGUAAUGCGAACGCAGACAAUUGAACCUCGAAGCGCGAGACAUGCAUACUUUGCAUCACAAGAAGGUUACGACUAUGUCGUGAAAGAUCUGGAGCCAAACACCAUAUAUGAUAUUCGUGUCAAUGCCCACUAUGAAACGGGUUUGAACCUCGAAAGCAAUUGGGAAACAACAAGUUGUCACACUGAAAUGCAGAAGCCUGAGAAGGUGCCCUCUCCCAAGCCGAUCUCUGCAUUCAAAGACCAGAAACAAGUUAACCUGUUGGUGUACCGAGUGAGUGAACAAUUGGGGAAAAUUCGACAGUACUACAUAAUGGUCAGUCCAUGGCAUCUCACAUCGGCUCCUUUGGAAAUGCUCACUGUUGAUGAGGUCAUCACGGAAAUAAUAUUUGAACUGGGUAUCAUUCUCCAAUCAUUCAAUCUAUUAAGUGAAACUAUGUCAUUUUUGUAUGCUUAA